Messenger RNA from Maniola jurtina (meadow brown), 1314 nucleotides. RefSeq lists its product as uncharacterized. The transcript has a single exon. NCBI's taxonomy places the organism in Eukaryota, Metazoa, Arthropoda, Insecta, Lepidoptera, Nymphalidae. The record is from RefSeq and is a predicted model, not a curated record. Bases 1 to 1305 code for a protein of 434 amino acids.
AUGUCCUACAAAUUCCUUUUCUACUGUUUAUUGAUAAAAAUUCCAAUUUUUCAAGUUUUCGCCAUAAUAUCUGUUGUUGACAAAGGCAUUUCGCCGCUUGAGAAGAAUUCUGUUGGAAUUAAGUUUUUUGUAGAUAUUGUAAAUGAAAAUCGUACUGGAACUUGUAAAGUAUAUUCAAGAGUGAAGAAGUGCUGUUUGACUGAUCUAGAAAAGGAAGAUUGUGGCAUCAUGCAGGUGAUCGAUGAAACUCUCGAUGUAAUUAAACCUAGAGAGAGGAAGACGCUUGAGUAUGUCUUUCCAACUCUAUGCCCGCACGAUCUUGUAGGCUACUGUGAUGUUCUGCUAAAUUAUCGUUGUCUUAAAAAUAGAGAUAGAUUACUCAUUAAUAUUCCAUUAGAUACCAGAAUAAUUAGUGCUAGACGUUCUCAUCCAUUGCUAAAAUACUAUCUUAGCAAUAGCAACAGUAUGGCCUGUGAAACAUUGGAUCAAAAUUCUUUAGAUGAUUGCUUACCAAUAGACUGUGAUGUCAAAUAUGCUGGUCAAAGGUCUUUCUACGAUAAAGAUAUCAACAGAUGUACAAAAACACCGCUUUGCGUUGGAGACAUUGAGAAAGAACUUCCGAAUAUAGUAUACGUGCCUUCUAUAAACCUCUGUAAAAACUUAGAAAAUCCACUGACAACACAAGAUAUAUAUGCGAUCACCACAGGCUUAGGAACCAUCGUUCAAUCAACAAAGAAAGAAGAUGAUGUUCAAGUUGAAUUCAAAUCUAAUUGUUCAACUAUUUCGCAAAAUUUGCAUUUACUGAAAGAUCUUAUGUACGGGAAACUAUGUCCCUGUGAGAAAUCUGACAUAAACUUUGAGGAUGGAUGUAAAUCUGCAAUUUUAUCUAUAGUUUUUUGUGUGAUAAGCAUAUGCGGUCUAUUGCUAACAUUUAUAGUUUGUGUUAACACAACCGUUUGGAUCUAUAUCCAGUGGUCAAAAGGAAAUAUAAAUGCUUUCAUAGUACGAAUGAAGAGUAAAUUUAAAAGGACAGAAAAGAAACGUCAUUUAAAUGCCAGUAAAUCUCGCGUUAAUAACGAAGUAAGAAACACUUUGUUACGUGAAGUUAUAGUCAGAGAUAUUCCUCUGGAGUUAAGGGGGAGUGUGGUAAGCCUUUGUGAGAGAAUGGAGAAGGAAGUGAGAAAGAAAAGGAGAUAUCGUAACGAAGAUAUCGGCAGUCAGAUAAGUCUGCAGAAGGAGAGCGUGUUGAUGAGCUCCUCUUCAACGGAUACUUUGUGUACGGAGAAAGAUGCUUUAAUUAAAUAAAUGUGAUUA